GUUUACCCCCGGCUUCGCAACGAAUAAGAGCAUGCCUCGCUUGCGCGAUUCCCUUCACCGCUCGGACCUGUACCUGCAGUUUCAUGACUAAAAGUGACGAUCAACCGCCUACUAGCGCCCCAUCAAGCAUCGACCCUGAGAAAAUCCAGUUGCUACAGCAUCUUACACCAGCGCCCAACAAUUAGGCACUAUCGUUACUAUCUACAGAUCUUGCAAAAUCAGACUAAAACGGUAGUUAUGGAUCCAGAAAGAGAGUCAUUGCUCUCAUACCACGAGACGCAGCGUGAAAGAACACAACAGCUGCUUUCGCACGAAAUUACGGCGAGUGCGCAAGCUAAUGAGGAUUACCCUGUUGAUCAUGGCAAAGUGGCAUGGAUGCAGGUUCUCGGUGGGUUCAUUCUGUUCGCGAAUUCCUGGGGCUUACCCAAUGCAUUUGGCGUUUUCCAAACGUACUACGUCGACACUUUGAUGCCAGAACAGGAUGCAUCGCGUAUUGCCUGGAUCGGAUCGAUACAGCUUUUCUUCACCACUAUCGGUUGCUUGCCUGGCGGUGUGCUGCUUGACCGGGGGUACCUCAAAAGUAUCAUCGCUGUUGGCACGGGCCUCGAGGUACUUAGUCUGAUCCUGACUUCUUUCUACAAGAGCUAUUGGGCUAUCUUCUUCUCUCAGGGAGUAUGCAUGGGUAUUGGCAGCGGACUGAUGGCGAUAGUACCUGUCGCCGUACUAGCCAUGUUCUUCGAGAAGAAACGCAUGCUGGCUACUGGCCUUGCUUCGACUGGUGCUAGUGUUGCUGGUAUCGCUUACACUCUCUCCUUACGCUCGCUCUUCCUCAGCGUGGGGUUCGCGUGGGCUGUUCGCAUCUUUGCGCUCAUCAUAUUUGUAACCAACGCGGUCGCUUUUGUGGUGAUGCGUUUGCAGCUCCAGUACGGAUCCAAGGGCUCCAGCUUUGGCUUUCACCAUUUCAAAGAUCUGCCAUACGCGACCUUCGUCAUAGCUUUCACGUUGUUCGUCGCCUCCUCGUUUGUGCCGUUCUUCUUCAUUCAGGAGUACGCUAUCAAGCUCGGUGUGUCGAAGGACAUGGCAUUCAACCUGUUAUCGAUCAUGAACGCGGCCAAUAUAUUCGGCCGUUUUGUUCCAAACUUCGUCGCCGACCGAUACGGCGGUGUGAACACCCUACUUCCUCUGACAAUUGCAUGCAUCAUCACCCUCUGCAUGUUACCCCUCGCCCAGGAAUUGAACGGUCUCAUCGCUAUCAGCAUUGUAUAUGGCUUCCUUUCUGGCGGCGUUAUCAUUAUUCCCGGACCUACUAUCACCGAUCUCUCGCCCAACAAGGCCUCCAUCGGCGUACGUCUCGGAUUGGCGUAUCUAGUUGCUGCUUUCGGCGGGCUUCUCGGUAACCCUGCCAUGGGCGCACUCAAGGGCGAGGGAAAUGGUGCGGUAGAGAACUUCAAGGGUGUGUGGUUCUGCGCGGCAGGCGUAAUGGGUGUGGGUGCCGUAGCUCUUGUUGUCACUCGAUGGCUCAAGUUGGGUAGCGUGUGGGCUGUGGGAAGAGUAUGAGGUAUGACAGGAGAACUUCAACUCUGAACUUCCUAAAAGGCAGGUGGUAGUAGAAGAAUGUCAGCUUACCAUGGCUUAUCUAAUCACGCCCAACCAUGCACGUUGGAUCGGUGUUUCUACGCAGCCAAUCAGACACUGCCACCGAUUAGAUCUUCAGCGGUAGUUGCGCAUGAGGCAGUAUUCCGAAGAUCUGGAUCACUUGAUAGUUGCGAUGUCACGCUGCAUCUCGAACAGGCAAUAUUCCAAAUACUGUCGAAACAGUUUGG
Messenger RNA from Alternaria rosae, 1823 nucleotides. RefSeq names its product major facilitator superfamily domain-containing protein. The record is from RefSeq and is a predicted model, not a curated record. The transcript is spliced from 3 exons. Gene Ontology annotation, cellular component: fungal-type vacuole membrane. The coding region runs from base 238 to 1557 and encodes 439 amino acids. NCBI's taxonomy places the organism in Eukaryota, Fungi, Ascomycota, Dothideomycetes, Pleosporales, Pleosporaceae. Gene Ontology annotation, molecular function: transmembrane transporter activity. Gene Ontology annotation, biological process: transmembrane transport.